AUGCCCCCAGGGUUUGAGACGGACGUUGGACUGAUUUUUCAACCCUUCCGAUCGCAGGAUGGCACAUUUCAUUAUGCGACAAUCCACGUGAAAUCGCAACAGGGGGUACAGUAUUUUAGUCGCGAGGAAGCCACCAGAGUGGCCGGAGAGGACCCGGACUAUAUGAUCCGGGAUAUAUUCAAAGCCACCGAGCGCGGUGACUCCCCAGAUUGGUCGUCUUACGAUGAACCGAAACGUAAGUUCUGUCCCUCAUGGCGGUUUGGAGACGAGGCUGACGUCAAUCAAGCGCAAAACUACUUUGCGGAUAUUGAAGAGGCGGCAUUCUCCCCGUCCACCAUGGUCCCUGGAUUUGCCGCUUCCGCCGGUCCAGUGCUCCAAGCACGCCUCUUCGCAUACCCGAACACGGUUCGCUACAGACUCGGGCGCAUGGGCCCGCUUGACUAG
Messenger RNA from Penicillium chermesinum, 444 nucleotides. RefSeq lists its product as uncharacterized. NCBI's taxonomy places the organism in Eukaryota, Fungi, Ascomycota, Eurotiomycetes, Eurotiales, Aspergillaceae. Gene Ontology annotation, biological process: response to hydrogen peroxide; hydrogen peroxide catabolic process. Gene Ontology annotation, molecular function: catalase activity; heme binding. The record is from RefSeq and is a predicted model, not a curated record. The transcript has 3 exons. The coding region runs from base 1 to 444 and encodes 147 amino acids. Gene Ontology annotation, cellular component: cytoplasm; mitochondrion; peroxisome.